Batrachochytrium dendrobatidis JAM81 is the source of this 840-nucleotide messenger RNA. RefSeq lists its product as uncharacterized. The record is from RefSeq and is a predicted model, not a curated record. The coding region runs from base 1 to 840 and encodes 279 amino acids. The transcript has 4 exons. NCBI's taxonomy places the organism in Eukaryota, Fungi, Chytridiomycota, Chytridiomycetes, Rhizophydiales.
AUGCCAGAACAGCAAGACCGACGUGAAAUAGGAACAACAAUUGGGUUUCAGUACACACCCACUGCUAAUGAGAAACAAGUCUUUCAUAAUGCAGCAAAGUACAUGCUGUCUUGUCACAUUGCUGGUAUUGUUCUGGGAAUGACUGUCGGCAUCUAUGGAAUUAGGAAGAUGUCUCUUAAGCCCAUUUCGAUUCGUGGCGGGUUUAUUCUGACUGGAGGGUUUGCAUUGGGUGAAUUGAUUGGACGAAGGUAUGGUAAUCAUCAGGCAGGUGAGAUGCUCAAAUUGGGUUUACCUCAAGACUCUGCGCUUCGGAUGAUGCUAGAAAGCAGUGAUAUUGGAUUUGACCUGUUUAAGCUGAGCAGAUCAGCUACGAUCAAGGCAGGUCCAUCAGCAGAAAUAGAAUUUGACUUUGAAUCAGCAUCGCCUCGACUGAUUGAAGAAGCGCUAAAGAAGCGUCGUGAAGCAGUAGUGACAAUUCAAAAAGUUGCAGAAGCUACUGGUGCACCUUCUUGGGAUAGUAUCCGACGCCAACACGAUAGUUCGAUUGUUACAACAUGGGAUCGAUUGAGGAAACAAAACAAUCUCGGACCACAAGAAACCCCUGAAUUAGAUCAUAGCGAUUCCAGACAGGAUAUUGGUAUGCGCCACGUCCAAAUGCAAUCCUAUGAGGAUUUGGAUGACUUUGAACAAGUGACUGUGAUUCCGCUAUCGUCAUCAGCACACGACAAGACUCAUGAUGAUGGUGAGGUAAAAUUACUUCCUCGUACUAGAGAGGAAGUGGAAGCAGCACAGGUAGUUUUAAAGAAACGAACCAACAAAUACGGAGAUUCGACUGAAUGA